This is a messenger RNA of Prorocentrum cordatum, 2528 nucleotides long. Lineage: Eukaryota; Dinophyceae; Prorocentrales; Prorocentraceae. The record is from the annotation of a GenBank genome assembly.
GCUCCGACGAGGCGGCGGCCUGCUCGCUAGAGACGGCCCACGUCAUCUAUUCUGACUCGGCGUACUGGCUGGAGGGCCUCGGAGCCAAGAUGGGGUACGUGAAGCCCGGCCUCUGGCUUACCCUGCGCCUCAACCAGCUGCUCAGAGCGGAGCGGGCGGCGGGUCGGGCGGGCAACGCCAGCGUGAUCUGGCUGCCCAACCCGGCCCAGCUGCAGAACCCGCACUCUCCGAGCCGGUCCAUGCUCGGGGGCCUGGGGCUGCGGCAGCCGGACGUGCCGCCGCCCUGCGCGCGGCCGUGGCAGACGGUCAAGUGGCUCCGAGAGCGGGUCGCCGCAGGCGACUACAGGCGGGUUGAUCUGAGCCUGGGGAAGCACACGACCGAGCGGUCGGCGGAGCUCGAGCAGCUCGCCCUCGCCGAGGUGGCGUCUGCCCCGCAGAAGCCCAUCGCCUUCUACCUGCACGGCCCCGCCGAUCCCAUGUACUGGCAUGGCCGCGCUGGUGCGUGGCUCCACGCCGCCUUCUUCGCGCACCGGCUGGCCCGCGCCAAGCGCGCGCCCGGGGCGCCGGUGGCCGCCGCCGCCUCCGCGAGCGAGGGGCCUCAGUCGAACCACACCUCGCUGCAGCGGGGGCAGUGGAGCACCAGGUUGGCAGGUACUCGGACUGAGGCUGUGAAGCAGCCGUGGUGGCACAGCCCCAGCGCCCAGGACUCCCCAGUGACGCCGCAGAGGUCGACAUUGGUGCAGGCCUCCCAGUCAUCUCCGUCCAUCCAGGGUGCGGACGACAGGGAGACGCCGCCGAAGGUAGACCUCGUUAGAUCUCAUCACGGGCCUGACACUAGGCCUGGCACGCCGUCGGAGACCUUUCCUGGCGUCGGGGACUGUCUGCCCCAUAGCCGCGGGGACCUGCGUCAGGGAGUUCCAACACCUCAGGGGCGCGGCUUUGGGACCGACCUGAUGUCGUCGCUUCAGCACUCACGCCGGACGCUGCAGCAGCUGCAGGCCCGCAUCGAGGGCGGGGCCAGGCGGUGCUCACUCGGCCACACGUCUGGGAGCCGCGCCACGCGCGGCGUGUCUCUCCAGGCCUCCGAAGAGCCGCCGAGUAUCGCAAGCUCGGUGCUCCGCAUGGGUGGCUGGACGCCCUGUGGGGAUAGUCGCGAGGCUGGUGGGUUUCCCGCCGGGGCGCCGGAGACCGCGGAGGCCGCCGCGCCUGCAGCGAUGUCAGUGAGCCUGCCGGAGUUUUCGGUCACGAGCCCCUUCUUGGGCGCCGCAGCUGCGGGGCAGUCCCUGCGGGGACUGUCGAAGCCCCUGCAGCACGCGCUCGGCUUCCUCCGGACGGUCGCGGCGCCGCCUGUCGUGCGCGCGGGCCACGGGAGGGCGGUGCUGCCCGCAGCAGUGGCAUCGCUCGCCCACAGGCCAACGCUCGUGCUCGACCUGGACGAGACGCUGGUGCACUGCCACCGCGGGCCUGGGCGAGCCUGCUGGGCGCAGGCGCCUCCAGGCUCAGGCCGCGGGGACGGCGCGCUGCCGCUCGGGGUGGUGGCCCCAGCCACGGACCUCGUCGUGGAGUUCGACGACGUGCCCAGAGGCGCCGCCGGGGCCGUAGCCUUCCGGCCAGGCGUGCGGCAGUUCCUGGAGGCGGCCUCCCGGUCUUUCGAGGUGGUCGUCUUCACCGCGUCGGUGCAGCUCUACGCGGACAAGGUGCCGCUCGCCAAGUGCAUCUUGGUGGACAACUCUCCCAUAUCGGUGGCGUGCAACGUCGACAACGGCAUCCUCUGCCGCAGCUGGUUCGGCGAUCCUGGCGACCGAGAGCUCGUGGACCUUCUGGACCUCCUGGAGGCCUUCCGGGCCAGCGGCGUGGACGCCGACCGCUUCCUCGCGGACCGCUACGGCCUCCGCAGCUUCUUUGAGGCCCUGCGCUCGGCCGAGCCCGAGCGUCAUUUUGGCUCAAACCCUGGCUCGCUGGAGUGUGCUGCAUAUUCGCUGUUCGAUGUUGGGUACAAGGGGACGGGCUUGGAGGAUGCUAACGCGGUGCCCAAGGUAGUGGCCAAGAGGGGUGACAAGGCAGCUCGCGCCAACUGCGUCGUGGUAAAUCUCAAGGACGCGGCCUUGGCGCAGGCCGAGCAGGCGGGCGCGCCUCCCGCGCUGCGCCUCCCGGACGGCGUGGGCGCCGGCCGCUACCUCGUCAGCGUGCACGUGCGCAAGACGGGCGUGCCUGGCGGCGGCCCCGCCGCCCCCGGGUCGGGGGCACUGGUUGCCACACCCGCGCCUUGCCACCCGCGCCUUGCUGGGGCGCCGGCUUUCUUCGACUACCCCGGCUACAGCCUGCCGGCCGCGUACUUCGUCGCCGCCGUGCGAGCCGUCUUCGCGCACACGCCCCUCGCCUGCGACAACUCGGUGGUCUUGCUGUUCGGCAGGGACGGGGACUCGGUGGUCCAGGAGGCCGUCGCCUUAGUGCGCUCACCUGGUCAUUCAUCCUGCUGUGGAUGUCGACGACGCAGAUGGAGAUGCGGAUGCCGAGGACGAUUAUGA